UAGACAAAAUGCGGUCUGUGAUAGAAGCCUUCAUUUUGCUGCUCGUCUAUCUCACAGCAGUUGAUGGACAGUGUUAUUACGGGUUGGAUAUGAAGUUCGGCUCCGACUACUAUUUACCAUCGCCCGAUUAUCCGUUCCCAUACCCGCCAGGUAUGCAGUGUUCCUACCGGGUCAGUGCCCCGUUUGGAUAUAGGAUUAAUUUUACCUGUGAGGAUUUUCAAAUUCCCGGUAGUGUCAACUGUAUGCUGGAUUCUCUAGCGAUGUCCUUAACCGGUCGAGAGGAUCUGAAGGAUGCAUACAUACUUUGCGGGGCCGGAGUUGUUCAACAGAAAUCCGUUACUAAUCGGUUGUUCCUAAAGCUACGCUCUGCUUAUAACAGCCGAGGGGGUAAAUUUCUCUGCCGAAUGUCGAUAAUUCCUCAGAGCUGUUCUUGUGGCAAAAAGAAAACUAUGCGAAUUGUUAACGGUGUUCAAACCAUGAUCAACGAGUUCCCCAUGAUGGCAGCAAUGGUCGACGUGAAGACUCGAACUGUGAUUUGUGGCGCUGUUAUAGUCGCUGAUUACUACGCUAUGACGGCAGCUCACUGCCUCGCGCAGCGGUCCGUAGACGAUACGGUUCUACUGGUGGGAGAUCAUAAUCUCACUAGCGGAGCGGAUACAAUGUACGCCCAGCCAUAUGUUCUGGCCCAAUUUCUGGCGCAUCCUGGUUUCACGAUGCUUCCGGUUGCGAAUGACAUCGCACUGCUUCGGACGGUGCAAAAAAUACGCUACAAUGCUGGCGUUGGUCCCGUUUGUCUUCCGUGGAAAUUUCGCGGCAACAACUUUGACGGUGCCAUCGUGGAAGCCUGCGGUUGGGGCGACUUGGAUUUCGGUGGACCACAGGCCAAAGUGCUGCACAAGGUGUCCCUCGAUGUUAUCAGCAAUCAACUUUGUUCGACACGGUUGAAUGGCACCAUCUCGUAUCAAAAAAUGUGCACCUACACACCGUCCAAGGAUGCCUGCCAGUCGGACUCUGGUGGGCCACUCUUCUACAUCGAACCGGGGAGCGGUUUGGUCUAUGAGGUUGGCAUCAUAAGCUACGGAUUUGCGUGUGCCACCAGUAAGCCGGGUGUUAACACCAGGGUCACCGAGUAUUUGGACUGGAUUAUUGCCAACAGUCCGGACACGUUCUACUGCUUCCAGUGAUGAUGACGAUUCAGUAUACCCACGGCAGGGUAGGACAUCUUUCCGUUUGAGAGACUGCCAUUUUAGGUGCGUGAUAAUCUUGUUUACGACGGCUGACAAUUUGUUGGUUUCAGCCAGGCAGUGAGCAGUGGAAUGAAAUGAAUGUUUUACGAACAUCGAAUUUUGACGUAGUUGGUGCAAUCUGCGAAAAACAACAUUUACAGAAUGGAUGUUUAAGUCAUGAGCAGAGUAAAUCGUUAGUUGGAAAAAGUGUUGAA
Messenger RNA from Wyeomyia smithii (pitcher-plant mosquito), 1441 nucleotides. Its product is annotated as venom serine protease-like. Lineage: Eukaryota; Metazoa; Arthropoda; Insecta; Diptera; Culicidae. The transcript has 5 exons. The record is from RefSeq and is a predicted model, not a curated record. Gene Ontology annotation, molecular function: serine-type endopeptidase activity. Bases 9 to 1184 code for a protein of 391 amino acids. Gene Ontology annotation, biological process: proteolysis.